UCCCUCCAUUUUUCGUUAAGCAGUUUUUUUUGCAGUCCACUGCUGUUGUUGCUACUACCAAAUUUUUAAAUUACAGGCCGUUUCUCUAUAGAAAACCCACACGCGCCAAACCUCCUUACUGGGUAUCCUGAGCACGUGCGGUGUACGUUCUAACUAAGGCAACAUCAGUCAGAUCUUCUGUUUAUUUUCAGCGUAGUGGUCUGGAAGAAAGGGCGGCCGUUGCUAGGCAACCGACACCCCGGGCAACAACCAGUCGAGGCGGGAGGGGGCGUGGCCUUGGCGGGCCUAGGCUGAUAAGAGGCGGUGCCCGCCACCCGCGCAAGGAAAACGGCCAGUGUGAGCGGCCAGGCGGAGGCGAUCCCCACCUGCUACCCGGGAAGGCCCAGUCGGGCCGGCGAGCGAGGCUGCGAGCCCGCUGCUCACUUUCCCACACGCCCUGCUGAGGAACCUUGCUCCGCGCCCUAACAUGGCCGGCGGGCGCUGCGGCCCGCUGCUGACGGCGCUCCUCACCGCCUGGGCUCUCGCGGCGGCGUCAGAGGCCGAUCCCAAGCAGGCCGCGAUGCCGGAGGAGCAGAGCUUGGUGCUGCCCAUGACCGCCUCCAACUGGACGCUGGUGAUGGAGGGAGAGUGGAUGCUGAAAUUUUAUGCCCCUUGGUGCCCAUCCUGCCAACAGACUGACUCAGAAUGGGAGACAUUUGCAAAGAAUGGUGAAAUACUUCAUAUCAGUGUGGGGAAGGUAGAUGUCAUUCAAGAACCAGGUUUGAGUGGCCGCUUCUUUGUUACCACUCUCCCAGCAUUUUUUCAUGCAAAGGAUGGGAUAUUCCGCCGUUACCGUGGCCCAGGAAUCUACGAAGACCUGCAGAAUUACAUCUUAGAGAAGAAGUGGCAAGCGGUUGAGCCUCUGACUGGCUGGAAGUCCCCGGCUUCUCUAACGAUGUCUGGUAUGGCUGGUCUUUUCAGCAUUUCUGGCAAGAUAUGGCAUCUUCACAACUAUUUCACAGUGACCCUUGGAAUUCCUGCUUGGUGUUCUUAUGUCUUUUUCGUUAUAGCCACCUUGAUUUUUGGCCUUCUCAUGGGUCUGAUCUUGGUGGUAAUAUCAGAAUGUUUCUAUGUGCCAUUUCCAAGGCAUUUAUCUGAACAUUCUGAGCAGAGUCGGAGGUCAGAGGGGGCUCAUGGGGCUGAACAGUUGCAGGAUGCAGAGGAGGAAAAAGAUGACUCAAAUGAAGAAGAAAACAAGGACAGCCUUGUAGAUGACGAAGAAGAGAAAGAUGACUUUGGUGAUGAGGAUGAAGCGGAGGAAGAAGAGGAGGACGACAGCCCAGCUGUUGGCCUGGAUGAGGAGCGGAGUGACAGCCAGGACCAGAGGCCCCUGAGGGACGCCCAGGGGGAAGGAGAACCUGAUGAGACUGAAGAAGACGUCCCUGAGCAGCCCCGGCAUUCAGCUGGCACAGCGGCGGCUGAAGACGCAUUGAGGCAGCGCAAAAGUCAGCACGCCGACAAGGGACCAUAGGUUCAAUGGCAGCGUUCCCAAGAACAUAGACCCGAGGGAUAUGUCAGCUUCCCUCCGGUCUGCAGUUUAAACCAAAUCCUUGUUUUUUUUCCUGAGUAAGCAAGCUUCUAAAAAAUGAUCUCUAGUCAUGUAGUGUCAUGGCAUUAAGCCUAAUGUAUAUUCAUGAGACUUUCAGGCAUGACAAUCAGAAUACAUAAAACAAACAUGGUGUUAGGCUCUGUCUGGGGCCUUGCGAUGGGCACGAGUUCAUGUCCUUGGGGCUAGAGGGUUUCGAGCAGAGGAAGCAAGCCCAGCCCGCCUGAGUCCUGUUUGCCCACAAGGCUGCAGGCGCAGCAAGGCGGCCUGAGCAGCCUCAGGUGCGGCAGAAGCUUGCUUCCUCUUCCCGGGUUAAGUGUUUUUAUCAAACUGAGAAACGUCAGGCACCAUGGCCCAGGGACACAUUUCUAGAGGUAGAAAUUGAGAGAGCCCUGGUUAGUACUGUAGAAAAGAGCUUGGAAGUCACUGUGACUCUAAAUCUCCUUUGUUUUAUUUCUUACCUUUAACAUUUCCAGCUUUCCUGCCGUGGGCCCCAGGCUCCCCACACUCCUCACAAUACUUCCUUAGUGAGUGAAAGCAGCCGGGUUUGCAUCAGCCAUGUUUACCCGACUUGAGGGUUUAGAUGGGUACGAACCACAGCCCAUGAAGCUGUGACAGCCAAGCCUCUCGAAUGCAAUGUUGUCACCUUUGGAGAUUGAAAAGGAAGUAGGGAUUUUACAGGAGAGGGUUUUGCCGUGUUUUGCCAAAAUGUAAUAACUUUUUUUUUCCAAAAAGUUCCUUUAGCAAUAUUCCUCUUAAACCCAGAAGUCUCCUAAGUCUUGCCAGCACAAGGUAGUCUUGUGAAGAAAACUUGAACGCUGUGUUGUUUUGUUUCCAUCUCAAGGGGUUCCCUGGUCUUGAACCACUUUAAUAACUGAAAAACCAUUUCUGGUUUCUCUUUAGAGAUGUGCUUUUGAUGAAAGAAUUAAUGAAAGUGAAUAUCUGGAAUGAAAGAUUUGGUUUCAUUUCCUUCUUCCUUAAUCUUGUGAAGAAUUUUAUCCCUGUAAAUCUCUCAAUACUCAAUCUACUAAAUGUACCCAGGGGGCCCAAUAUCUUUUUAAAAAUUCAUCCGUCUACUUCUGCCUUACCUGAUUUAUGUCUUAGAAUAAAUUCGUAAAAUUAGAUUCCAAGCUUAUGAAAGAUGACUAAAGUUGAUUCUACACCUCUUGGGUUCAGACAGAAUAAUAAGUAGUACAGGUUUAUGAAAUUCAGAAAGUUUCUGUCAUUUUUAAAAAGAAAUAUGCAGUACACUCCUAUCUGGCUGUUUAGAUAACCCUUUCCUUGUAUUAACUUUGAACACGGGAUCACUGCAGGACGGGGGAGGUCCUGAAACUUGCUGUCCUCCUAUGCUUGUAUGAGCCUGUUGCAAACCUCACACAAAGGGAGUUCUUAUUCUGUAAGAAUCCAAUUUUUAGAGGUGGCUAUUUUUCAUCUUUCCAACUCAGUUACUUGACAGUCACAUCCCCCAGUAUGGUGAGGGUCAUUAAGAGUCACCAAUAGUUUUUAAGCAACAUGGCCUCAAAUUUGAGGGGUUGGGAAAAUCUUGGCUUUUACUUCUUUCCUGUCUCUCCCCACAUGUAGUUCUCUGACACCCUCACCCAGAGCACCAUCAUUCUGAUGGUGGCAGCUCUAUCCCCCCCACCCCCUCCCCCACCCCACCCCCAUACCAGGAAGCUUUCCGGUUCUUGCUGAGCUGGGCCUCCCCCAGUCACUGGAUUGCUUUCUCUUAGUCAGCUGAAGCAAGUUUUCAAAGGUCAUUAAGUUCAAGUUCAGAGGUAUGGAAUAAGAAAUGUUUCGUAGUUUGGCUUUUCUGUAUAAUUCCUCCUCCCUCAUAUUAAAAUAUUCUUUUUUUUAAGUGAGGCAUUUGACUAGAGGGGAGGGAAUGAAGAAAUAAGAUCUAUGUUGGCUUUUCAUAAAUGUAAGGCCAAUUUCCAAUUGGACCCGAAAGAGUACCUACCGAAUGAUAUAAUUUUUUUAUUAAAUCUAUUUUCUUUCUGAAAAAUACUAAAAAAACAAAAAAAUUGAAGUGAGGUGAGAAAAACAUCUUAGAGAAGAAGAUUCAUUAAAAGUUUGUGUCUGGCUAUGGGAACCAUUUCCCUGGUUUGUUGUUUGUUUGUUUUUUAACAUUCUGGCAAAAAUGGGAUUAUUUGCUAAAUAGUCUGAAAAGUACACAUCUAAUUUCAUUUCUUUGUAUUUGAAGCUUUAGAUUUGUUUUCAACACUCAUUGAAUAUAAAACUAAAGGAAAAAGUCAACCUAAAAUAUUUGAAAUUAGAUUAUUUCAGUAGGAUUUUAUGAACAUUUCUUAUAGAUAAUAUAUUUAUUCCAGAAGUCAAGUGCAUGGAAACAUGAUUUUGAUUUAAAAAAAAAAUCAUGCUUCCCUGUAUUGCAGUAUCAGUUAUUUAAUUACAUAAUAGUAUUCUGUAUAGAUCAAAAUUAGGCAAAUAAAAUAAAAGUAACUGGGUUUUAGAAUGUUGGUACAGGGUGCCUUUUCCUUGAUAACAAGGAAAGGUUGAAACUUCCAGCUCCCUUUUUCUUAGUUUCUUUUAUUGUUCAUCUCUUGCUAGAUCUGCUACCCCAUCCCAGCUUGCUUAGAGAUUGCAUAUUGAUAGACAAUCCCACAUCUUUUUUUCCCUUUGAAGUGUAAGCAUUGAGUGGGCUGAAGGCUCACUGCGUGGGCGUGCACUUGCUGCCCGAUCUCAUGUAUGUGAUCCCUGGUAGCCACGGGCCUCUCUACAUAAAGCCAUUCUAAAUAACUACUGUAGUAAAAAGGAAACAAGCUUUGUCCAGGUUGGUUUUGACCCUGGAGAAAGCCAAAUUUUGACUUUUUCUAUGGCCCAAACCCUUGCUGAUAGCUAUGGUGUUGCUAUGAUUUUGGGAAUAUGUAAGCCCGCAGAGCCUGCACCCUCUUAACACCUUUGGGGUAGGUGAUAAAAAUGUACUACUGUAAGGCAGUUACUUAGCAUGUGACUUCUUAUGACCGAGUCUUUCAAGAGUGGAGCUUGUUAUGUUGCUUUAUAGGAUGGGGAACAUUAAAGAGUCAAAAAGAAAAAAAGGUAGAAAAGAUAGUGUACACCUGAGAUUUUGGCAUACAGCCUUAAAUUAACAUGAAGGGAGAGAAAAAAAGGAGAUGGAUGCUUUUGCUAAUGUGUAUCGAUAUUUAUCUGUCCUUUAUCUCAGUGUUGAGGUUAUUUCUGCCAGUAUUAUAAAUGUGUGGUUGACCCAUCCUGUCAGUAAUAACAUUUUGGAAAGUAUUCAUGUAAAUAUUUUGUGCCAACGGAAAAGUUCCUCCUUGUUUAAUCUCAUUACCUCAGUCCUGCAUUUUGAUCCUUACGAGGAUUAUAGCUUGUUUUGAAAAACCAAAUGUGGAGUCAUCACGUCUGAUGAAUCCUCAUGGGGCAUCUGUUGAAACAGCAUUCCUGAACCAGGAGGUCCAGUUGAAAGGCCCUUCUUUGAUGGCUUCAGACCAGGAGAUGGCCUUCAAAUGGCUUAUUCUCAGUGACAUUUCACGUUAACUGUGACAUUGUAUAUAUGUGACUCAUACAACUUUAACGUGUUUCCAAUAUGGUUUAAUUGUAUUUGUUACUAAAUAGCUUCUUUGUGCAAAUGCAAUUUUUAUACUAAAAAUACUGCUUAUUUGUAUUGCAAUACAUUAUAAAUUUAUUAUUUAUAUUCUUUGUAAUAGUCUUCAUUAUUUAGCCCAGUGACACUUAUUUUUCUCUUCAUCCAUGUAUUCCUUGCUUCCUCAAAUAGCAUCUGCAGCAACUGGAAUAGAAACUCAAGAUGAGUUCCUGGCAGCACAUUGCCUGAAUUACAAAACACCCUAAUCACAAAAUUGUACAUAACCCUUGAUCCUGUGUGUUUUCAUUUUAUUGUGAAUUCCCAUUUGCCUAAUGAAACUUAAUGAUAGUGGUAACUAAGUAAAAACAAAACAAUGUAUUGCUUUUCAUGUAAAUAUUUUCACAAAAGUCAUUUGCCGAGGCAGCAAAAAAGACUACUUUGUUAAAAAGAUAAUUUUCUUCUGUGUUCAUCGUCCAUCCAGUCUGCUCCCCUUCUCUUUCUCCUCCUUGACUUGGUGAAACUGAAACCAUGUGCCUUUAGCUGCUCUAGAAAGUGCACAAAACCAAGGAGUAACCCAAGAUCAAAGGGCUCCUUGUUGCAGCCCAUUGUGUUGUCUAUAGAAGCUCAUUGCACUCACCUCUCAGGUCACCCUCUGUCCUGAGGUCUGGAGGCAGCACAGACUGGAGCAGGUGGCGGGACCGCGAAUCCUUCAAGACACUGGACCGAUCUGGUCUCCUAGGGAAUUCAGAAGUCUCUCGCCUACAUCUGUAUAGCUAUGGGAAAGCACAACGGCAGUGUGGGCUCUUCCAAGCACCCUUGGGGACUGAAAUAAUGAAGAUGUGAUUUUUUCACUCUUGAAAAACAACAGGAUGUGUAGUAAAAAAAAAAAAAAAAA
Hipposideros armiger (great roundleaf bat) is the source of this 6039-nucleotide messenger RNA. RefSeq names its product thioredoxin related transmembrane protein 4 (gene TMX4). Lineage: Eukaryota; Metazoa; Chordata; Mammalia; Chiroptera; Hipposideridae. The record is from RefSeq and is a predicted model, not a curated record. Gene Ontology annotation, cellular component: endomembrane system. The coding region runs from base 467 to 1510 and encodes 347 amino acids. Gene Ontology annotation, molecular function: disulfide oxidoreductase activity. The transcript has 8 exons.